Molecule: messenger RNA, 863 nt
Organism: Colletes gigas
Lineage: Eukaryota; Metazoa; Arthropoda; Insecta; Hymenoptera; Colletidae
Exons: 5
Coding region: 105-578 (157 amino acids)
Molecular function (GO): odorant binding
Source: RefSeq, a predicted model, not a curated record
CAGAAGAUCGAGCGACCGAUGUUAUUUCAAUAAAACAAACGGUCGGUAUACAAAUAUAGUGAUAGUUUGUCAGUUUUAGUGAUCGAUCCGUAGAAAUCAGAAAAAUGAAGUGUGUAUUAUUUACUAUGGUUGUUGUUCUCGUUUGUAUGACCGUUCGUGCAACAAACGACAGAACAGAUCACAUGUACGAGGGUUUAGGAACUAUUUUUAAUAUUAACGAAAACGAAGUAAUAGCAUGUUUCAACAAAACGGGAGCAACAAGGGAGGAUGUACGGGUAUUACAGGCGUCGACACCUCACGGAUUUGACCUACCAGAGAACCAACCAAGUGUAAAAAAAGCAGUCUGCGCUUUGGUCUGUUGUGCACAGAAACAAGGCACCAUGGUAGGCGAUAAAAUACAAGCGCCGAUAAUACAUGAUCUGAUUAACAAAUCAGAUAUGCCGAUAGAAGUGAAAGGGGCAGUUAAUGCAAUUAUCACCGAAUGCUCCGAGCAAGUGAAAGGACUCACCGGCGACUGUAACGUUGGCUUGCGAUUUUUCACUUGCUUGACCACAUUGAGCGAGUACUUCGGGUAUUAACGAACUAAACUCGUAAUUUUAUUUAUAUGUAACGAAAGAUCGUUCUUUCUUUCAAUCCCCCGCCGUCGGAUGUAAAUAGAAAAUAUACUGUUACAUACAUAGAAGUAAGAAUUUCACUGAACAUCCAAGAAAUAGUUAAGGUAGGCACUUGAAUCUCCACAGGAAGAUAGUUCCAAAAACGUUUACUUAAAUUAGCGAAACCGACAGAAUAUCAUCUGUGCUUGCGCAUACACGAUUUACCUUGUACAGUAUAAAACAAUAAAUGUUUGUAGUAUUUCUGAGAAA